Molecule: messenger RNA, 1059 nt
Organism: Cricetulus griseus (Chinese hamster)
Lineage: Eukaryota; Metazoa; Chordata; Mammalia; Rodentia; Cricetidae
Source: RefSeq, a predicted model, not a curated record
AUGCGACAGCUAUACAAAGAGGUAAAAGGGACCACUGGUGCAGUCUCCAGGAAAACUGAAGAACCAGUGAGGUCUACUACAGAGGCCACAACUUCCACAGAAGGCAGUGAAACUACCCAUGGAGAAGUUCCAACAGAAACAAAAGGAAGAGCAGAUGAAGACAGCAGUGCAUCUUUUGAGGAAAGCACAUCUGAGGAAAGAGGUACCACUCAUGCAGCUGUCAGUGUGACUAAGAUAUCUGGAAGUUCCAGUGCAGGAAUCACUACAUCAGCUGGAGGAAACACAGGUUCAGAGAGUUCCAUUUCAGAUACUACUUCAAUAGCAACUGAAGUUACAACCAGUGCCCACACACCCCAGCCAGUGUGUUCAGGCCCACCUCCACCAGCCCCAGCAUGUCAUGGUCCACUGGGAGAAGAGAAAUCUCCUGGAGACGUCUGGACAUCUAAUUGCCACCAAUGUACCUGUACUGAAGCAAGAGCUGUGGACUGCAAACCUAAAGAGUGUCCUUCUCCACCCACCUGCAAAACUGGAGAGAAGCUUAUGACAUUCAAAUCAAAUGAUUCCUGCUGUGAAAUCAGCCACUGUGAACCAAGAACGUGUUUAUAUAACGAUACUGAUUAUGAGAUUGGUGCAUCCUUUGAUGACCCUAGCAACCCAUGUGUCUCCUACACCUGUAACAGCACUGGCUUGGUGGCCGUGGUUCAGGACUGCCCAAAGCAAACCUGGUGCACAGAAGGAGAGAGAACAUAUGAUUCAAAGAAAUGUUGCUAUACGUGUAAAAGUGACUGCAGAACUUCACCUGUGAAUGUGACCAUUAGAUAUAAUGGCUGUAGGAAGAAAGUUGAGAUGGCAAGAUGUGUAGGAGAAUGCAAAAGGACCCUCAAGUACAAUUAUGAGACCUUCCAAUUGGAGAAUUCAUGUAUUUGCUGCCGUGAAGAAAACUAUGAAUACAGGGACAUUGAGCUCGAUUGUUCUGAUGGCAGCACCAUCCCAUACAGAUACAGGCACACUACAACCUGCUCUUGUCUGGACCAGUGUGAACAGUCUACAGCCAGUUAA